GACCCAGAAGCCACCCCUUCGAGCCUUACUCCGUCCCCGUGAGCGUGAUGACGUAGAUACGCAGCGGGUCGUUGCUAGGAGGCGGUGGGCCGGUGAUAUGGGACAGUGGGAGUUCGGCGGCCGGGGGUGAAGGAUGUGGCGGGACAGGCUGCUCAAGGUAUGCUUGUGCAGACAUCACUGGACGUUACUGCAGAGGACGAGGCACGUCCCACUGAUUCCCACCAUCGUUUUCAAGCAGCAAUUUAGCUCCCAGCCCAUGAGCAAUGUUUAUCGCCGAGGCCUGUAUAACAAGGUGCUUCUCGGGCUGGUACUCUCUGCGCCACUUGCCGCUGGCGCUGUGUGGUGUGUGUCUGACACACGUGACCGCAGAAGGAUGAGGAUUCUGGUCGAAGGUAUUGGUCGCUUCUACAGGUCUAUUCACAUUGGGAUAAGAAUUUCUGCAGAUUACUGGUGGACCAUUAAUGUUAAAUUACGUGGAAUAGAUGAGGAUGAUCCGGACUUCAUUGCAACCAUGUCUGCCUGUCACCAGCGAGCUGCAGACCUCAUUGUGGAUGGUGCCAUUAAGAAUGCUGGCCUGUACAUCAAGCUGGGCCAGGGGCUGUGCUCCUUCAAUCACCUGCUUCCUCCAGAGUACAUCAACUCCCUGCGGGUUCUCGAGGACAAGGCCAUCAACAGGAGGUACAAGGAGAUUGAUUCUUUGUUCCUUGAAGACUUUCAAACCACCCCAGACAAGAUGUUCAAACACUUCGAGCCGGAGCCGUUUGCAGCUGCCAGCCUUUCUCAAGUCCACAAGGCUGAACUGCAUGACGGGACAGCUGUGGCUGUUAAAAUUCAAUUUAUCGAUCUACGGGACCGGUUUGAUGGAGAUAUCUUGACUCUGGAGUUCCUCUUGACCAUAGUGCAGCUAAUGCAUCCAAAGUUUGCGUUCAGCUGGGUCCUACAGGACCUGAAGGGGACCUUGGCCCAGGAACUGGACUUUGAGAAUGAAGGCCGUAACGCGGAGCGCUGUGCACAAGAUCUCAGUCACUUCAAAUAUGUUGUUGUUCCCAAGGUGUACUGGGAGCAGACCAGCAAGCGGAUCUUGACUGCUGAUUACUGUGAAGGCUGCAAAAUCAACAGCGUCGAUGAAAUCAAGCAGCAGGGCUUGACUGUGAAAGAUGUUGCAGAAAAACUGGUGAGGACUUUUGCAGAGCAAAUAUUUUACACUGGCUUCAUCCACGCAGACCCCCACCCUGGCAACGUGUUGGUUAGAAAGGGCCCAGAUGGGAAGGCAGAACUGGUGCUUCUGGACCAUGGAUUGUAUGAAACCCUGAGUGCAGAAGAUCGGGUGAGCCUUUGCAAACUCUGGCGUUCCAUUGUCCUCCUCAAUGAUGCAGCGAUGAAGAAGUACUCCAAGGAGCUAGGAGUCAAAGACUACUUCCUGUUCUGCGAGAUCCUGAUGCAGCGGCCAAUCAACAUGAAGGAGACGGCCUUCCACCUGGCCAACAUCCUGACCCAUGAGGAGAGGGCAUACAUGCAGGACAUGGCCAACAACCACUUUGACAGGAUCAUCCAGGUGCUGAAGGAUCUCCCGCGGCCCAUGCUCUUGGUCUUCAGGAACAUCAACACCGUGCGCAGCAUCAACACCAUCCUGGGCUCGCCUGUCGAUCGAUAUGUCCUCAUGGCCAAAAGUGCGGUCCAAGGAGGGAGCCUGUUCUCCAGUGAGCACAACAGGGGAUUUUGGGCUGUCGGCCCACUCACGUGGAUGAAAAUGAAGUGGGCAAGGGUCCAGUUUGAGAUCAGUCUGAGGUCAGAAAGCCUCAUGAUGAAGGUUGCCUCGAUCAUCUUCCGCCUGUUCGUUUACUUCGGUCUGGUGACCCCUGAUGAGGACCUGUACAAUUACCUGGUGCAGUAGUGGGCUGGGCCCUCCCCGUCAUCCUCUGCCCUGGGAGGAUGCCCCAGACCUCACUGGUGAACUUGUUCCUUUCUUACUUCAUGAAGCAGAAGGGAGCCUGAAAUACAACACACCUCACAGCAGUGGGAACGAGGGCACUGAACCAUGCUGACGAUGAAGGAACAGUGGGCCAGAGUGCUAUGGAUCCCUACCUGGUUGCACCUCGUCUCCUGGGUAAACACUGAUUCAUCCACAUUACACCAGUGUUCCCCACCCCACCCCAGCCAAAUAGCCUUCCGUACCCAACUGGCUGAGCAUUUCCACUGCUUCUGAAUAGACCACAGAUAGGAUGUCCUGAAAUGCAAUGAAUAAGGAGCUCCUGUUAAGGAUCAGACUUUUGCCUGAUGGUAUCAAAGCUCACUGAGCCCCUCAUUUUCCCCCUCCCAAAGACAGGCCAACUGCCCCAGUGAAUCUCAUCCCCCUCAAGUAUUAACUCUCAUCAUGUACUUAACUGUAUUUUGAGUAACAAUGUUUUUAUUGCCAAUAUUUUGUUAAGCAAAGAUGUUUUCCUGAACCUCA
Molecule: messenger RNA, 2452 nt
Organism: Pristis pectinata (smalltooth sawfish)
Lineage: Eukaryota; Metazoa; Chordata; Chondrichthyes; Rhinopristiformes; Pristidae
Gene: adck5
Product: aarF domain containing kinase 5
Exons: 15
Coding region: 134-1894 (586 amino acids)
Source: RefSeq, a predicted model, not a curated record